CGGACGUCAAUGUCUAAAAUGACGGGUGGUGCGGGCGGUUCGGGGGGCAAUGACUUCGUUCCUGCGAGUGACGUGCAGAUGUACGAGCUGCGCAGGAAGUGGAGAGUGUGGCGUCAUGUGACGCAGGGUCAGAGGUUGGGAACAUGGGAGAAGAGGCAUGGGGAUUAUAAGCUGCGCUGCAACUAUUGCAAGCAUGUGUGGCAGAGGAAUUUGUUCAAGGCACAAUGCCACUUCACGCAAUUGAAGGGGUGCGCGGCGGCGACGAUGGCCGUCUUUGUAGACAUUUGGAACCACACGGAUUACGAGUUCGGUAAGCGACAUCACCGAGGUAUCGUGGCUUACAUGAGGGAGCACGAUAUCGCGGAUGGACGAGUUGUGGACGUCCAGCGAGGCAGUGGCAGGGGGAGGACGGGUGCGUCACAGUCGCAACCAGAGGAGCGCGAUCCUGUGGACGAGGUACAGGAGUUCUUGGAUGAGGAGGCCAAGCGAGCCGGGGCCAGGGAGGGUGGAGGGACAGGCGCAGCACCGGAUUUGGCGGGGGAGGAGGUGGUGAUGAUUGCGCGAGGGAGCAGUGCCGCUCAUCAUCAAGAGGGGGACGCACCGGGCGCAGCGGGGAAGAGGCCGGUGGCCAGUGGAGUUGAGGGCGUGCUACAAGUGCGCAAGAGAGAGCGGCAGUCCACUCUGGAUGAGGUGUACGAUCCAGAUGGGCAGGCCGCAUUCAGGGACACGUUUUUGCAGUGGGCCUACGAUAGUGGUAUACCAUUUGCUGCGUUCAGGAGACAGUCAUGGUAUAGGCACAAGAAGGCGUUGGCCGCCAUGUCUCGCGGAGUGCGGCCUGUCCAUCCGUCCUUCAAGGACAUUGAGGACGGUGGUAUCGAUGACCAGUGGGGGAAGGUUGCCGCGAUGUUGAGGGAGGGCGAGGCAGUCCAGGAGGUUGCUCUUGCCAAUGCCGCAGGGAGUCAGGGGCUACCGCUGCAGCUCCUGCUUGAGAUUGUCGUGGGAAUAGGCUAAAGAUAGCCUGUUCCCGAAACCCUGGUUUUGUGCCUGAGUGUUAGGACAGGUCGAUCUUAUGAGGGCCCGAAAG
Molecule: messenger RNA, 1084 nt
Organism: Chara braunii
Lineage: Eukaryota; Viridiplantae; Streptophyta; Charophyceae; Charales; Characeae
Source: the annotation of a GenBank genome assembly